Molecule: messenger RNA, 10779 nt
Organism: Podarcis raffonei (Aeolian wall lizard)
Lineage: Eukaryota; Metazoa; Chordata; Lepidosauria; Squamata; Lacertidae
Gene: ZBTB21
Product: zinc finger and BTB domain containing 21
Exons: 4
Coding region: 463-3621 (1052 amino acids)
Biological process (GO): negative regulation of DNA-templated transcription; regulation of transcription by RNA polymerase II
Cellular component (GO): nucleus
Molecular function (GO): RNA polymerase II cis-regulatory region sequence-specific DNA binding; protein binding; DNA-binding transcription factor activity, RNA polymerase II-specific
Source: RefSeq, a predicted model, not a curated record
CGUUCACUGCGAUGACCUCAUCCCUGGUGUGGGAUGACGUCAAAUUCAAGAUGGAUGGAAUCACGGCGGUGGCGGCAGCGCGCGCGGGUGAAUCGUAAAAGGAGGCGGCCGGAGAGUGGGGGGGAAGGAAGGGGGGAGCCUGUCCAGCGGCGGAGAAGGUGAGUAGCGGGCCCCAGUUCCUGCCUGCUCAAGGCGGGUCUCCCCCCACCCUGCACAAAGGCGUGGGUUUCCCCAUGCACAAAGGCGUCUUUUCCUGACGUAACUCUGAGUACAAUCUUAUGCAUGUCAACUCUAAAGUAUGCCCCAUAGACUUCAAAUGGGCUUACUCCCAGAUCAUCUGAGAUGCAGACCUGAAAGUAACUGCAAAUUAAGGAAGAAAUGGAAUCCUGAAUCUUUCUGUUGUUUUUGAGCAUAUUCUAAAUUCAAGAAGAGAGAAGGAAGGUCUUAUGGUAUACCUAAAUCAUGGAGGGACUCUUGCAUUAUAUAAAUCCAGCACAUGCUAUUUCUCUCCUAAGUGCUUUAAAUGAGGAACGACUAAAAGGGCAACUUUGUGAUGUUGUUCUUAUAGUGGGAGACCAAAAAUUUCGAGCUCAUAAAAAUGUUCUGGCUGCCAGCAGUGAAUAUUUUCAGUCUCUGUUCACUAAAAAAGAAAAUGAGUCUCAAUCAGUGUUUCAGCUUGACUUUUGCGAACCAGAUACUUUUGACAAUGUAUUAAACUACAUUUACUCAUCAUCCUUGUUUGUUGAGAAAAGCAGCCUUGCUGGUGUGCAAGAAGUGGGCUACAGUCUUGGGAUUUCCUUUCUUACUAACAUUGUUUCCAAAAGUCCUCAAAUUCCAUUGCCUGCAUGUCCUAUUAAGAAAAUAUUUUUCCAAGAGGAUGAUGAAAGCAGUUCCCAGAAAAGAAGUGUCAUAGUUUGUCAGAGCAAAAAUGAUGCACAGGGAAAAAAUGUUGGUCAAACCUCACAUGAUGUAAGCCAUAAUUCUAAGUCCUCGUCCUCAGUUGCUGUCAAACCUAAGCGGCCACAAUCUACACAGCCAACUGAGUUUCUACAUAGCUUAUCGCAAAAUGAAAGGAGAUGGCUGAAAGACAGUUCUUUAAGAUACUCCAAGUCCCACGAACAUUCUUCGGCUACAGCAGAUGAUCAAAGCAGAACUAAAAGGAAUGCAGUAUUGUCACAGAAAACAUCUGUAGAGGAAGAAGUGGGAGCAGAUGAAGCAGGAGGAAGUGAGCAGUUCCUAAGAGGAAAGGCAGCAGAAGUACCUUUGAAGAGACCUUGUCCACCAGUCUUAUCCUUACGUAGCUCAUCUGAAUCCACAUUUUUGUUGAGAGAGACCGGAAAAGGAGCUGGUCCAGGGGAAGACAGGAAUUUGCUAUACUAUUCAAAGUUAGGAUUAGUGAUCCCAUCUAAGGUAUCUGGUCCUGCGAACCAAAGUAUUGACAGGAGUGGGCCGCUUGUAAAAAGUCUCCUUCGAAGGUCAUUGUCCAUGGAUAGUCAAGUUCCUGUUUAUUCGCCUUCUGUUGACUUCAAGUUUUCUCAAGGAACUUCAGCGGUGAACAACGCACAAGGGAGAAUGUUAAAUGUAAUGUCACAAAAGCCAUCUGUGAAAGAGUCUUCAGGAGAGGCAGCUCCUGAUGACAAGACACAUGUAAUGUACCCCCAUCGCCUUAGGUCCUUUAGUGCCUCCCAGUCUGGAGACAGGGAGGUCGCUUCACCUCUUAGAGAAAUACGGAUAAAAACAGAACCUAGCAGUCCACUUUCAGAGCCUUCUGAAAUAAUAAGAAUUACUGUUGGGGAUGCUUCAUCAUCUUCCAAUAAGAUCAAUGCUUUUAAAACAGAAGAUGAUCAUAAGGAUCUCAGUAGACUCCCAGCUAAAAGGAGGUUUCAAGCAGACAGAAGGCUACCACUCAAAAAAAUCAAAGUGGAUGAACAUGCUUCCCCUGGGUCUGAGGAAAAUUUUGAGGAAAACUCAAAUCCUACACCCCGUGAUGCUGAUUUCCCAGAUUCCGACAUUAGCAAAGAUGAAUAUAGUGAGCUGGAAGAAACAAAGCCCAACAAAAAGUUUAAGUGCAAACAUUGCCUUAAGAUAUUCAGGUCAACAGCAGGCCUUCAUCGUCAUGUCAAUAUGUACCAUAAUCCUGAAAAACCCUAUUCUUGUGAUAUUUGUGAUAAGAGAUUUCAUACAAACUUCAAAGUUUGGACGCAUUGCCAGACCCAGCAUGGAAUUGUGAAGAACCCUUCACCUGCUUCCAGUUCCCACGCUAUCUUGGAUGAAAAGUUCCAAAGGAAAUUAAUUGAUAUAGUGAGGGAGCGAGAGAUUAAAAAGGCCCUGAUCGUCAAGCUAAGGCGUGGCAAGCAAGGUUUUCAGGGACAGGCUGGUUCACAAGCACAGCAAGUCAUCAAAAGAAACCUGAGGUCGAGAACCAGAGGAGCCUACAUAUGUACCUACUGUGGGAAGGCGUAUCGCUUCCUCUCACAGUUCAAGCAGCAUAUAAAAAUGCAUCCAGGGGAAAAAGCAGUUGGAGGAAAUAAGCCACUUAAGCCCAAAGAGGAACCUCGCGUGGAAAGCCCAGUAGAAAACAAAAAAGUUUACCAGUGCCGCCUUUGUCAUGCUAACCUUCCCUCUCUUAUUGAACAGGGGAAUCAUGAGCGGCUCUGCCGGAAUGCAACCGUCUGCCCAUACUGCAGCCUCCGUUUUUCUUCUCUAAGCCUGAAGCAUGACCACGAAAUGGCAUGCGAAUACAAGAAGCUCACCUGCCUAGAAUGUAUGCGCACUUUCAAAUCCUCUUUCAGUAUUUGGCGUCACCAGGUUGAGGUUCACAAUCAAAAUACCAUGGCUCCGACAGAGAAUCUGUCUCUGCCGGUUGUGGAACACAACGGCGAAGUGAGCGGCACUUCCAGGCUGCAUUCUCAGCUGGAGCCAAACAAGACAAACAGCUUCGUUGCAGCCAAAGAAGACAGUGUGUUCAGCGACUCCUCUGAGCAGAUUAAUUUUGACUCGGAAGAUUCCUCAUGCCUCCCCGAAGAUCUGAGUGUCUCCAAGCAGUUUAAAAUCCAAAUCAAAGAAGAGCCUGCAGAUGAUUUAGAAGAGGAGGUCUCUGAAGGCAACCAGGAACACAAGGAAACCAUCUCCAAUAAAGACACUGGCUUGUGGCCUUGUGAAAAAUGUGGGAAAAUCUUUACGGUGCACAAGCAGCUAGAGCGCCACCAGGAGCUUUUGUGUUCUGUGAAGCCCUUCAUUUGCCAUGUAUGCAACAAGGCCUUCCGCACCAAUUUCCGCCUGUGGAGUCACUUCCAGUCCCAUAUGGCACAAGCUACAGAGGAGCCUGUGCGAAAAGAACCUGAGAUUUACGCACCAGCUAAUUCUCCGUCGCCCCCACCUUUGCCUCCUCCCCCACCCCUUCCCAAAAUACAACCUUUGGAACCCGAUAGCCCUACGGGGUUGUCAGAAACUCCUUCAGUUACUGAGAAAUUAUUUGUCCCUCAGGAAUCGGACACACUCUUUUACCACGCUCCACCACUUUCAGCGAUCACUUUCAAAAGACAGUACAUGUGCAAACUCUGCCAUAGGACAUUCAAAACUGCAUUUAGUCUUUGGAGUCACGAACAGACACACAAUUAAAAGAAGAAGAAGGCAUAAAGAAUGCCUACAAGGGAUUUUUAAGAUUUAAUUUACCUGAUGUUUCUGAAGUUACAGCAUUUGAAAUGAAGUUUAUAUAUAUAUAUAUAUAAAGGGACAAGAACCCUCAGCAAUUAAAUUUGACAUUUGUGGUGCAGCUUUGGAUGUGGAGAUUAAGGUAAACUCAAUUUAUUGUUAGUAACUUGGUCACAUUUUAAGGCAUUGUGGUCUAGGAUCUCCUAUUUAAUGAAUAAUUGCAUUCAUUUAAAUCUGGUUACAUGUUCUUCAUCCUGUGAUCCUGGUAUAUAUGGAUUUAUAUAAAAAGGCAACAGCAAGUUAAAAGAGUUUAGAAUAAUGCAAAUCCUGAAAAAUGUUUAUUGUUUUCACAGAGAUUAAUUCUCUCAUGGGCGCCAUAGAAAUAUUACUCAUUCAUUUGAUGUUAAGGAAAGAAAUGGAGAAUUUUGCUGUGUUGACCUUGAUCUUAUUGAACGUUAGCAAUAACAAAUAAAACCUCGUUUGAGUUAACUUUACCCUUAUUGAAAACUGAUUAACAUGGAGUUUUUUGGUUACUGGAAUUUUCUGUAUGGAUAUUGUGCAAGAUACGAUACAAUUAAAUGUUAGCAAUAUGUGAAUAUUUGGAUUUUUAUAUAUAAAGUAGCAGCCAGCCUGCUUCCAGCCAUUUUAAAGCAUUUUUGAAGGAAGAGUAUCAAAAUGAAGAUGCUUUAUUUGGGCCUCAGAGGACGAUAUUGUAUAGAUAUUUUGGUAACUAGACAAUGUGCUAAGCAACUGCCAACUGAUAUCCUAAUGCAAACUAUAUUACUGUUUUAAAUACAAAACAGCAUUGAGUGGAUGUCAAAAAUUAAGUUGUGCUUUGUUUCUUCUGAUUUGUAUUGGUGUGGAUGUGUUUUAUUACAGUGGAAUGUAUGACUAUGCUAGUUCUGAAAAGGAGAAGCAAAUGCCAUUUUUUUGGUGGUGAGCUCUGCUGAGAAUAGAAGAAAGUUUUUUUGGGGGGAAGUUCAGAUGUAAAUAUUUACAUAUGUAUAAGUGAAUAAAAUAAAUACACAGAACCUCUAUUAAAUAUAAAUAGUUUGGAAAGGAAAAUGCAGUACCACAAAUGUAUUCUACAAAUAACGAGCAGAAUGUUUCUCUUACCCUGUAUCAUACUUUGGGUAUCUUUUUUUUUUGUACUUAAAUAAAAAAAAGAUUGUUUAAAGCAUAUGAAGUACAAUCCAAUGCUCACUUAGGCAUGCUUAAGGCCUAUGGGUUGUAUUCAACGCUGUUGUUCCACUUGUACAGCAGGCUUCCACUUGUGCAAUAUAAUGUCCCCCAUUCACCUGCAGACCCCUCAAAAUCUGCUCCAGAGGCUUGGGGGACCCUCCAGAGUAGAUUUUGGGGGAGUAACAGGGGGAUGGUAAAGUUUUGUUGUGCGAGCGGAAUUCUGUCACACAGCGUUUGAUAGGACUCAUUGAUUUUUGUGGGUCUAAUCUUGCAGUAGAUGGUGACAUGCAGUCAUACUUACUGUGUUACGAGCAUGUAAAUUCCACUUCAUCCAGUGCAAUUUACACACACACCUAUUUAUAGGACAGGGGUAGCCAUAUACCUUUUCCAAAGAUCCAUGUGUGCUUAGAUAAUAUGCACAAAUUCUUGUACACAUUAGGGUUCUCAUUCAUUGACUUCACCUGUUGAAAUAAAGGGAGAAACCAUUGGGUAGGCAAGUUCUGUGUGCACUUUGGUACUCAUGCAGUUGGAAAACACUACUGGAAUUGGGUCACUGAGUUGUAGCAGGGCACUUGCUCCAAAAUGGCAGAGUAGCAUCAUUAAUACAGAUAUCUGCCAGGAAGCUCUUACGGUUUUGUUUCCUACUCAGGAAUCGACAUUUAAAACUAAUGAAUUGCUAGUUGCAUUUUAAACUUGAUCUAAGGUAUGAAUGCUGUAGUUGAAUUACUUAGCUUUUGGAUUAUGGGAAAAGACAGUAAACUUUGGUGUUCAGCACCGAGUAAUUAUGAGAUUCAUUAAAAGGAGUGAGAAGGUGGUUCUCGAGUUCGUGUGGAGCGGGAGUAAUAACUGGCACCCCAAUUUUAAAUGAAUUUAUUUUUAAGGAAUUCUUUUGAUAUCAAUAGAAUCAACUUCCAUGGCAGUCCAGAAAGAACAACAACAUAGCACAUUUCCUAAGACUUACUACAUAUUUGUAAAUUAGUCCCAUUAAGUAAUUUUGAUCUAUUUAAUGCCAUUCAUGUGAAAUAUGGUUGGGGUUUUUUUUACUUGUUUUCUGAAGAAUAGUGUAUGAGAAGCUGCUUUUGAAACCCAGCUAUAUAUUAAAAGCAGCUUCUGAUGAAGCAUGGGAAACUGCUCUUCAGAAAUGCAAAUAAAAUAGCUCAUUACCUGUGUGGAUCUUCCAUGGUUCCAUUUUAAGAGCCAACAGGGUGUGAGGCAUACAAAACUUUGAUCUUUCUUUCCUAAACUUUAAGAUUUUGCAUAGCUUUCAAGUAGAAUAAGAACAUCAAGUGAUAAAAGUAUGAGACUUAAUUUCAGAGUUGUGGGUUCGGGCCCUAUGUUGGGUAAAAGAUUCCUGCGCUGCUGGGGGUUGGACGAGAUGAUUAUCUGGGUCCCUUUCAGCUCUGCAAUUCUGUGAUUCUGUGCAGUGUAACAGAAUUCUAAAAGUGGAAGCGAGGCCUAUUACUAGCGAGACCUUUUCUCUUUGUGCUAUAAGCAAAUAUUUGUAUCAAAACUUUGCUUAUUCCAUACUUAAAAGGUAUUUAGGGCAGCUUGCUCAGGGCUUUUCUCACACAUUCCAGCAUUCCUUACCCAUAUCUGUGUGUAGCACAUAAAUACCUUCUGCAGAAAUAGCAGUAGAACCUUUUCCAACUGCUGUGACAAGAGAAAUCUAUGCUAGUUGCAUCUUUUCUCCUUUAGUUUACAUGUUGCAUGUCUCCAUAUGUGUAUCUGCCUAAGGAUGGUCAUGACUACUCAUAUGUAGACGGGAACGGAAAGUGCAACUCAACCUACCUACAGUUUGUCCAUUGGUUUUAUACACAAAACACUAUGCGGUCAAUUACAUUCAUCAGAACUUCACUGAUGUUAGUUAUAGAAUUUGCAUUAAUUUCAAUGGAUUGGAGUCAAUAUCAUCCUUUCUAGAUACCAGUAUUUUAUUCUAGCAGGGCUCCUGUGCCUUUAAGCAACUAUGGGGCAGACAUUUCCCCCAGCUUUGACUCCAUACUGGGAAUAGCUUCACCUAUUGAAUUUCUUCUUACAAGCCCUGCCAAAACCAGGUCCCCCCACCUCAGUCCUAGAAAAGGGAAAUAUGCCUUCAUAGCAGUGCUUUGUUAACUGAAUCCUCAAGCAUCUAGAAAAGGGAAGUACUGGUACUAUGCCUGCCUAAUGGUGCUUCACUAACUUAAUCCUCAAGCAGAAACUUCAACAGGAGUUCUGCUAUAUUACUAUUUGGGUUAUAGUAAGGUAAUAAAACCUAAAUAACUAGGAUUUUAAAGACUACAAUAUGCUUUUUAAGAAAUGGGGCUUUUUCUUAAAAAAUAAUACUAAGGAUUUUUGUUAGUUUCUAAUGUUAGGUCUGUUUUUGUUACCUUUUUCACAUCAGUUCUUGUUUAUUAACUGUUUAAAAAACAACCCUGCCUCUCAGAAUCCUUUUUUGGGUACGUUUUAUAGACAGAUUUUCCCUCUAGGUUUUUAAUCCAAUACUUUAAAGAGCUGUAAGAGUGUUUAUUUUGCUGGACAUGGAAUAAAUAUACUUCUGCUUAAAGAUUAAUAUAUGUUUUAAAAGUUAUAAAUUAUGGAAUAUGUUGCUUAUUAUAUACCUUAAAUCUUCAAGGAAUAUAUUUAGUUUGACCAUAAUAAAAAUAAAAUGAAAACUAUUGAUUUGUUAUUUAUCAUGUUUAAUUCUGCAGUGCUGUAAUGAAAUACUAAAAUAGUCUCAUUCUACACAAGAAAAGGCUUUGGCCUUUUGUUUGAGCAUAUAUUUUUAUCAAAUAAAGUUCACAAUCUCUCAAACUGAGGGAUUUGAGGUAUUAAAAUGAGAAAAAUUUGCAGAUUUUAAAUACAUAUUUUACAAUACUUAUUUAGGUCUGUUGCUAAAAUGGACAAAAUUCAGCCCUGUUCCAAAUAGUCACUUGAAUGAGAAUUUAAUGUCAACAUAUUCAGAAGUAGCCCUUGAAAUUAAAGUAAUUUCAGACUUGUGUAAUAAGAGUAUUCCUCCAGAAAAGCUGAAUCAACAUCUGGAAAUGGACAUUUAAUUCUGAAAGCACCAAUACUUGAAAAGGUGUUUUUGGUUAUAAGCAAGUGCUUUGCUGAAUUCUAUCUACAAAUAAAAAUAUCCAAAUGGUAAUAACUGUGGAAAAACUUCAUGGAAGUAUUUCUCUUAAAAGGCUACAUUUUUUUAGCUAUUUAAACAUACUAAGGAAAUGUAGCAUUACUUUCCCAUUUACCUUUGUUGGAUUUUUCUGUAUGGAAAGGAAGGGUUAUGAAAACAUUUUUUAAAAAAAUAAAUGGAUCCUUAAAUUAUCCCCCCCCCAAAGCAACUAUUGAUGGCUCACUUAGAAUAGCCACACUUAGGUCAAUGGGAUAAUUUCAGAGAAUUGCAUCCGGGUGUCACCCUUGUGAUUAUAUAUUGGGAUACUUUAUUUACUCUCCUAUAUUUACUAGGGGAGACGCGGGGGGCGCUGUGGGUUAAACCACAGAGCCUAGGACUUGCUGAUCAGAAGGUCGGCGGUUUGAAUCCCCACAACAGGGUGAGCUCCCAUUGCUCGGUCCCUGCUCCUGCCAACCUAGCAGUUUGAAAGCACAUCAAAGUGCAAGUAGAUAAAUAGGUACCGCUCUGGCAGGAAGGUACACGGCAUUUCUGUGCGCUGCUCUGGUUCACCAGAAGCAGCUUAGUCAUGCUGGCCACAUGACCUGGAAGCUCCCUUGGCCAGUAAAGCGAGAUGAGCGCCGCAACCCCAGAGUCGGUAACGACUGCACCUAAUGGUCAGGGGUCCCUUGACCUUUUAUUUACUAGGGCAGUGCACAUGAUCUUGCCAGAUAUAAAACCAAAUUCAAGUUGAACUGGGAUGCAGCUGGAUUGUAUUGAGGCAGCCCCAGGUCAGGUCAGGUCCACCUGGAAUGAUCUGGGAGUGUCAAGGGCGGCAAUCUAGCAGCAAGGGCAGGGGCAGAUGUGCAGGCAACCUGCAUGUGUUAUUCUCUCCCCCCCACCUGAAGACCAUGCUUAAUCAGGGUUUUUAAACCUAAUUAAACGCUGUGUACAGACCUGGAUUGGUAGGGACCCAGAUCAGAGUUGGUUCAAUCCCAGAUCAGAUCAGGGCUGCUCCAAAGCAAAUAUUUAUCUCUCUCGCAUUACACAGCUUUCCAAAUUAUUGUAGUAAUUCCUGGAUUCAAAAGUGGGAAAUCCAAAUAAAUUGCAUUUAGCAACAUGGUCAAAACUCUGAACCCAGCAACUUUGAUUCCAAACUAGUUCCAUGUAUUGAUUUAGACCACAACUUCAAUGAAAUUGUUUCAGACAGUUUUUCUGUAUCUUUAGCACCAUGUCUGAAUCCUACUCGGGGUUAGAGCAGGGAUAGGCGAACUCAGCCCUCCAGAUGCUUUGGGACUACAACUCCCAUCAUCCCUGACCAAUUGUCCUAUUAGCUAGGGAUCAUGGGAGUUGUAGUCACAAAACAUCUGGAGGGCCGAGUUUGCCUAUGCCUGGGUUAGAGACACAAAACAUUGUUUUAUAAGAGCUAAAAGUGGUUCUCCCACAGUUAUAUUUGAUUCAGGAGAUCUUUCAGGUUUCUAAAAUUACAAACCUUUCAAACCUGUUUAUCAGCACCAUAGGAAGGCGUAUAUCGUCAUAGGUAACAAUGCCUUUACCAUUUUCUCUGGAAGUGUGUUUUUAUAUCUUCUUCAACCCUAACCCAUUGUCAUUAGCAGCUGGUAUGUGCCUAUAGUCCUCUGUAACAUUGUUUACAUUUUCUUGCCUGAGUAUUAGGGUAAAAUAAACGUACAUUUCUUUUUCCUACAGUGGUAACUAGUUCAUCAGUGCUGAAACCUUGUAUAGAGCUGAACCUUACUGUAAUAGUCUGGGCUGUAGUGUCAUAUACAGGUAACUCGCAGCUUACGUGCAUUUAACUUGUGCACAUUCAACUUUACACUCUUGGCAAAUAAAAACAAAUAAAUAAAAAGGGGUCAUCUGGUGGGGGGGCUUUGGCAAUUCCACUCGCCAUUGCACUCAAUGUGUUUUGACUAUAUGUGAUUUUUGGCUUUAUGUGUUAUUCCUGGAACUUAACCCCUGUGUAAGUUAAGAGUUGCCUGUAUUCUUAUCUCAAAGAUUUUUGUAUGGCUUGACCUGUGAAGGAACACUAUCAAGAUAAGCACUCCAUGAGAUCCUUAACCAUUUUACCACUUUAUAUCAUGAAGAAACUAUCUAAAUUAUAGGCCUCCUAUGGUGAUAAUCAUUUAUUUUUAAAGGGCCACUGUUGUCAAUAGAACUAAAUCUGCUUCUAAUUGCAGCAUUGGCACUUAUAUGGUAAACAAUUAAAUGCCUACAUGUGAAUGUUGCUAAUUCUUUUUAUAGCUCUUGAACCUGAUUGUGUGGACUGCACCAAGUUCUUGUUUUUGUGUUUUACAUUUUAAUUUAGUUUUGCAUUUCACUUUGUUGGUUAUACAUACCGCCAGUUACCUUUCAGCUGUAUGUGAACUGGUUGCUAAUUUAUUUUAUCCCCUUCCUACAGCCAAAGGUCAAAUCUAAAUGGCUUGAGGGAAGUUUCAAAAGAAAAUGAACAAAAAGGCCUACUUUUCUUGAUAGUAUUCCUAUCUACUCUGGGGCUUCUUUAAAAGGGCAACUGGAGUAGCCAUCACCAAUAUGCAGAAAGGACUGUAACUUAACUUCUAUUGACAUUGCUUCUGAUCUCAAACUAAAGAUAUAUACAAAUUUCAUUAAAAAGGUCUGUUUUUAUAAUUAUUUAUAUAUUGUAGGCAUUAUACUGGUUUAAUACAUCUGUGCUGAAUUUUAAGUAGCAAUCCAAUUAACUUUUUUAGGACUGAGAAAUCCUGUUUUCAGAAUCCCUUCUUUUAAUGUAAUGUUGCUGCUUUGUAUUACUUUUCUACUGUAUGUUUUCUUUACCUAGAUCUUUAUUAAGAAAAUUUGGAGUAAAAUAAACAUGUUCUUUCGAGUGA